AUGAUGACCUGCAUACUGACGGCGCUUGUUUUCACUACCUCUGCUAUUCUUGCCGCACCACUCUCUUCACGCACAGGCAACAUCGUCACCCAAGCCUCCGGCUCGUACGACUUCGUCAUCGUCGGCGGAGGCUUGGCAGGCCUGGUCCUCGGCGCUCGCAUCUCCGAAAACCCCAACCUCAGCGUGCUUGUCCUCGAGGCUGGCAGCGAUGGAGAGGCAUACAAGACGCAAAUUGACACGCCGGGUCUUGCAUACUAUGGUGAUUUGUGGUCCGGGCCGCUCAACUGGAAGUACUACACUACUCCCCAGUCGGAGCUGAAUGGACGGAGCAUGAUCUGGCCGCGAGGCAAGGUAUUAGGAGGCAGCUCCGCCAUUAACGGAAUGUACAUUACGCGCCCGAGUGCAGUGGAAAUCGAUGCCUGGGCCGCGAUGCUGGGCGGUAUGGACGGCGCCGAGAAUUGGACGUGGGACUCGCUGUACAAUGCAAUGAAGUCUAGCGAGGCUCUCACGCCGCCUUCUGCCGCCGUAGCAAGCCAGGCGAAUAUCUCAUACAACCCGGCGAGUCAUGGGUACGGCGGGCCUAUUGACACCACCUGGCCGGGCUACACUUUUCCCAUCAACGGGGCUUGGUCCGAUGCUUGCGAGAACGCUGGAGUGCCAAAGACCGACGAUGCGUAUGGCGGCAGCAACUCGGGUGCUUAUAUUGCUGCUUCGUCGAUUGAUCCCUCCAGCUGGACGCGCGCUUCUAGCAAGACGGGAUAUUUGGACAAUCUGCCAUACCGUUCGAACUACCAUGUCCUUCCGAACGCUUUCGUCACUCGGAUCCUCUUCGACAACUCUGCGAGGGGUGAAGUGACAGCCACGGGAGUUGAGUAUACAACUGAUAAUGGCGCGACGCGGUCCACUGUGACCGUCAACAACGAAGUGAUCCUGGCAGGAGGCACCAUCGGCAGUCCCACAGUCCUGAUGCACAGCGGAGUCGGCCCGAGCGACGUUCUCCGCGCCGCUGGCGUCAACGUGGUAGUCGAUCUUCCCGGCGUCGGUGAACACCUCAUGGACCACCUAAGUCUCCAAACCACCUGGGCCAGUAUCGAACAAACCGCCGGCGCUCUCUACCAAUCCGGCACGCAAACCAACAACCCCGCCUUCAUGUCCUACAUCAACGACGCCGUUGCCUUCGUCGACGGCCCCACCCUCCUUGGCCCCAAUCUCCCGACCUUCCAAUCGAACGUCCUCUUCAACCAAGCCUUCUACGCCCCCAACACCAGAGACUCCGUAAUGGAAGCCAACACCGCCAUCACCGAAACAACAGCCAAAACAAUCCUCCCAAGCAACAGCGGCAUCAUCGAAAUCCUGCUCCAAAACACCGCCGCGAACGGUACGGUGUUCAUCCAAGUCACGCUCCAGCAUCCCUACAGCCAAGGCAGGCUAUGGAUCACGUCCAACGAUCCAAUGCAAUACCCCUCCAUCGACCCUCGCUACCUCACCAACCCCGCAGACCAACAAAUCACCAUCGAAGGCCUCAAGCUCGCGCGCCGAAUCGCCCAAUCGCAGCCACUGGCUUCCAUCCUGAAAGAAGUCACGCCCGGCGAAAGCGUGCAGAGCGAUGAGGAGUGGCUGCAAUGGGUGCGUGCGAACUUGUUCACGGAGUUUCAUCCUUCGUCUACGUGUGCUAUGCUGCCGCGCGAGCAGGGGGGUGUGGUCGAUGCGCGGCUGCGGGUGUAUGGGACGCGCAAUGUGCGGGUGGCGGACGCGAGUGUGCCGCCUAUUGCGUUUUCGGCGCAUUUGCAGGCUUCGACGUAUGGGAUUGCGGAGAAGGCGGGGGAGAUAAUCAGGGGGGAGUAUAGCUGA
Messenger RNA from Neohortaea acidophila, 1851 nucleotides. RefSeq names its product GMC oxidoreductase. The transcript has a single exon. Lineage: Eukaryota; Fungi; Ascomycota; Dothideomycetes; Mycosphaerellales; Teratosphaeriaceae. Gene Ontology annotation, molecular function: oxidoreductase activity, acting on CH-OH group of donors; flavin adenine dinucleotide binding. Bases 1 to 1851 code for a protein of 616 amino acids. The record is from RefSeq and is a predicted model, not a curated record.